CAGGUGAGCCGGACUCCGACUUCGGGAGGCAACCUCGUUCUUAGCAUUCCCCUCAAAUUUGUCCCCAGAGCCUGGCUCCAGUCUCCCCUACGGGGUCUCUCCAAGCUCUAGCUGGUUCAAGGCAAAAAGUUCCACCAUCUGGGAGCCGCGGGGCAGAGCCUGAGAGCAGGGGCGGAGCCGCCCGGAUAAAUAAGAGGCUGUCUAGGGCUCCCUAACUGUUGUCUGUGGUCAGACAGCCAAAGCAGCCAUGGCGGUAGCUGUCCAGCUCCUGCCCCUGCUCCUGCUGGUGGCUUCGGCCCUGGCGGGUUACACACCACGCUACACCCCGGAUUGGGACAGCCUAGACGCCCGGCCGCUCCCCGCCUGGUUUGACGAGGCCAAAUUCGGUGUGUUUGUGCACUGGGGAGUGUACUCUGUGCCUGCCUGGGGCGAAUGGUUCUGGUAUUACUGGAAGGACCGCAAAGACCCAGAUGCCGAAGCUUUUAUGCGCAACAACUACCCUCCCGGCUUCUCCUACGCCGACUUCGGCCCCCAGUUCCAAGCUAAAUUCUACGACCCCAAAAAGUGGGCGGAAAUCUUCGAGGCGGCCGGAGCCAGGUAUGUGGUUCUGACCUCCAAGCAUCAUGAAGGCUACACAAACUGGCCCAGUCCUACAUCUUGGAACUGGAAUUCUAUGGAUGUAGGGCCCCACCGGGAUCUGGUGGGAGAAUUGGGACCUCACCUUCGAGAGAAGAAUAUCCAUUUUGGACUGUACCACUCACUUCUGGAAUGGUUUCAUCCCUUCUAUUUGCUUGACAAGCAAAACAACUUUACAACCCAGAACUUUGUUGCUGCCAAAGUCCUACCAGAACUGGUUGAUCUUGUGAACAGGUACAAACCUGAUCUGAUCUGGUCUGAUGGAGAAUGGGAAGCCCCAGACGCUUACUGGAAUUCCACUGAGUUCCUCGCCUGGCUGUACAAUGACAGCCCUGUUAAGGAUCAGAUUGUGGUUAAUGAUAGAUGGGGCAGAGAAGAUCUAUGUAAACAUGGGGGUUACCUUACCUGCCAUGACAAGUACAAGCCAGACACUCUUCCAAAACGCAAAUGGGAGAUGUGCACCACCCUUGAUAAAAAAACCUGGGGAUAUCGGCGAACCAUGGAGAGCAAUGAUGUUAUGACUGAACUAGAAAUCAUUUCGGAACUAAUUGAAGUCGUGGCCUAUGGAGGAAACUAUCUCAUUAACGUUGGGCCCACAGCAGAUGGAAUCAUUCCCCCCAUCUUUGAGGAAAGGCUCCGUUCUGUGGGAAGCUGGCUGAAGAUCAAUGGAGAGGGCAUCUAUGCUUCCAAACCAUGGAGAGUUCAAAAUUACAAUGACACCAUCAAUGUAUGGUACACCACAAAGGAAUCUGCUGUGUAUGCCUUCUUCACCUCAUGGCCAAAGGAAGGAGUGCUAUUUCUGGCCUCUCCUAUACCCACAAAUGACACAAAGGUGACAAUGUUGGGAGUUCCAAACACCCGGGUGUGGUCAGGAGACACAGGAGUUGAAGGCAUCUAUAUUGCCCUGCCUCUAUUCUCUCAAAGCCUUGCAGAUAUGAAAAUCUGGACCCUCAGACUAGAGAACGUGAAAUGAGGCAUCAUAUCUAAAAUAAUUAUAAUAAAUAUUAUUUCUACCCAGAUAUAUAUAUAUUUUAUAAAGUUUAUUGGAAGGCAGAUAGAUAAUAUUCCUAUAAGUAACCUGACCGCAUGGUGCCUAGCCUGCCAGUCUCUUCCUCAUUCCCCCUCACCUGCCUGCUCUGUCUCAUCUCCUCGUGGUCCUCUUGUUGGUCUCCCCCAGUUCUGCCCCAAACCUUAACUUUUUACAUACAGAACAUACACGGAUGCAACCCAGGCGCAACUGUGGUAUGUCAGGAAUGUUUGAUAGACAGGCAAAGUUACUGAGGAGGGGGAGGGAAUGAAUUUCUUUGAUACAUGUCCCACUGACAAGAGGCACCACACCAAUGUCUCUAAUUCUUUACCAUUUUGAUUUUUCCUUCUAAGACAUGAAUUUUCUGACUCAUCUUUUUUUUUUUAAAUAAACCCUUACCUUCCAUCUUAGAAUCAAUACUGUGUAUUGGUUCCAAGGUAGAAGAGUGGUAAGUGUAAACCUCAAAUUUCCUUAUACUUAUAAAUGUUGGAAAUUUCACCAUUGGGAUAUUUCAUACUUGGAAAAUUUCUUACUGAUAGUCUAUUGGAAUGGGAACCCCAUUGGCAUGGGAGGUUCUUUCUCUUCCCUUCUUAAGAUUACUUUAGGACAGAGACCCUUUGCUGAACAAUGGAAAGGACUUUGACCUAUGCUUAAGCAUAGAACAGGAAUUUCUUUGAGUCUUGAUUGAUUUUAGAAUUGAUACAAUGGAGAUACUCCACCCUAUUCAGUCCUAAUAGGAUUGAGUAAGGGCUGCAGCCUAGAUCAAAAUUUAAUUAUUCCAAUCUCUACCAUACUCAAGUUAACAGGAUUUAGAAAGGGCUGGAACAAAGGAGUAAAGAUUUAAUCAUUUGAAAAAUAUGACCUUCAACAGACAUGUGCAAAGCCUCUGGGCGGUCCUGGGUUAAGCGAGAGCCUCCAUUGACAGGGAAAUUGAUGAAGAGUGAUUGGUAGAUGUGAGGACUGAGGGGAGGCAACUUGGAUGGUGUCCUUAAAGAUAGGAGGGUCUGGAGACUCAGGGGAGAGGAUUGAGUUUUUGGUCGGUGUGGUUCCUGGGGUCUGAGGAAGCUUGCUCUGAAGGAAGCUGAAGGUGGGGGCCUCUGAGACUGUUUCUCCAUUUUGGACACGUGAGUAAUAGGGACUGAUCUCUUUUCUUUGCCCCAGCUAUCUAAGGGCUUGGGCCUUUUGGCCCAGCCUAAACAGAAGGGGUAUUUAAGCCCUAUUUCCCUUCUCUCCCCUUUCUCUCUCUAUAUAUAUCUCUAAUUCCUUUCUUGCUCCUAUUGUAAUUAAACUCCAAAAAAGGCUGACGGCUGACUUGAGUUUUUCAUUUAGGAAUUACAUAGCUGAUUCCUUGGCGACCUUAAAUUAAUAUAUAUCAGUCUUUUAAAGUGAUUCCCUUGUAACAUUGUGGCUGACCACACGGGAGUCUAAAGAAUCCUCUCAAUAAAACUUUUUCCUUGCCUUUUUACUAUACUGUUUCACCACUUAGUCCUUUUUUUUUUUUUUAAAAAAAAAAACUUGGCUUAAAGACACAGCUGCUAGAACACGUGAGUAUAAAAAACUUUUUCUCUUUUCUCCUUAAGUUAAAUUGGAAUCAGCAGUUUUUUCUUUUUCUUCCCUUUAAUCUUAAGGGACAGCUGGGUAGCUCAGCGGAUUGAGAGCCAGCCCUAGAGGCAGAAGGUCCUGAGUUCAAAUCGGACCUCAGAUACUUCCCAGCUGUGUGACUCUGAUAGACAGAAAACAGCUGUUUUUAAAUCUCAGCAACAGGACUCUAAAGUCCUGGCUGGAAGAACUGUUUCUAAAUAUCCUUUCCCUUAAGGAACAACUUCCUGGAUUUAAAAAAAAAAAAAAACCCUGUGGAAAGUUUGUUGCUUUGCCCUGCUCCCCACGUGUUUUGUGAAAUUACAAAAUAUACAUAUAAAAAUGAGUACUACAUUCUUUGACAAUUAUAUGGCAGCUGAAGAAGUAGGGGCAUUGAGGAAUGAAGGAUACCUCCAAAUUUUUAUAUUAAUAGGUACUGUCAUUUUUGUACUCCUCAAUACUAUAUUUAGAGAUGAAAAAAUAAAAAAUAUUGAGGAUAAAAUAAAACAAAAUGAGGAUAAAAUAAAACAAAAUGAGGAUAAAAUAAAACAAAAUGAGGAUAAAAUAGAAAAAAUGAGGAUAAAAUAGAAAAUAUUGAGGAUAAAAUAGAAAAUAUUGAGGAUAAAAUAGAAAAAAUUGAGGAUACAAUAGAAAAAAUUGAGGAUACAAUAGAAAAAAUUGAGGAUAAAAUAGGAAAUAUUGAGAAUAAAAUAGAAAAACUUGAGGAUAAAAUAGGAAAUAUUGAGAAUAAAAUAGGAAAUAUUGAGGAUAAAAUGGGAGAUAUGGAAGAUAAAAUAGGAAAAAUUGAGGAUAAAAUGCAAGCCCAAUUAGAAGAUCUAAAAUGUUUCUUACAGGAUCAAUGGGCAAACACCCACUCUACCAGAAACAGACCUGUUUCUGAACCUUUGAAUGAGGAAAUUUCCUUCCCUGAAAUAGAGAUGGAAAACACCUUCCCUAUAGCCCAGUUAACAGACUGCUUCUCUCGUGCAGUGCAAAUCUUGUCUGAAUUUAAUCCCCAAAACCCUUCCCCUGCAAUCCCAGCUUCUCAUGUUCCUUCUCCUACAGAAAACCUGAAUAGUGCCAAUAGAGCACACAUGAAAUAUUAAAGUGAGACUCAAGGUUGCGACGCUUAACUUAUGUUUAAGUCGUAGGACUUCCUUGUAUCUACACUCCUUUUGAAGUACUCAAACAAGUACAAAGCUUGACUAUCAUGCUGGCUCCCUAUAUCUCUGAAGGAAAAAAAAUCAGACAAGGGAAUGACAUUUCCCCAUCAAAAUAGAAUUCUAAUUCUUUUCUUCUUAUAUUAUGGCAACUUCCUGUAGUCUUGGCUACAAAUGGCUAAGUGAAAUAUUACUGCAUUCUGUCCUACAUACUUGUGGGAUAGAAAUUACUUUAAACUGGACCUAUGCAAGGUCUAUUUUGAGUUUUUCUUAUGUUUUUGAUUAUUUUUUCUAUUCUUUUGAUAAUUGACACAUACAACCCCAUAACUGAACAUUGCAUUCUGAGCUAAACUUGAUAUUUUUUUUUUAAUACUUACUUCAGGGGGGAUUGUAUUUUAAUUUAAAAUCUAAGAAUUUUUGAAUUUUUUUUGUUUGAGAUUUUAUUUUUAUAAAAAUCCAAGACUUUUGUUUAAGAUUUUACUUUUAUAAAAAAUUCAAAGAUUUUGAUUUUGUUCAAGAAAAGAUCUUCAAGAAAGAAGCUUGAAACUUUUAUAUCCAGAGAAUGAACUGUUGCAGAAAGAUGCCAAAAACCUACACUUCAUCAAGAAGAUCAAGAAUGAACUUUGGAUGUGAUUGAUUGAACUGAACUUUUGAUUGAACAUUUAUUGUAACAUUUAUGCCAAAAGGGACUGCCCCUAAUUUGGUUUUCUGUCAAUGCGCCUAGCAAACAUUGGUUUUGCUUUCUUUUCUUUUCUAUUUCCUCUCUCACUAUUCUAAUUUCUCUUAGAAAAUUGAAUAUUGUGUAUAUCUUUAGUUAGAAGUGAAUUUAGAACUACAAAAUGAUUAUGUUAAAUGAUCAAUGGGGAGACUAGUCUCCCAAUGAUCAUCAGGGGGGAUUGUAAACCUCAAAUUUCCUUAGACUUAUAAAUGUUGGAAAUUUCACCAUUGGGAUAUUUCAUACUUGGAAAAUUUCUUACUGAUAGUCUAUUGGAAUGGGAACCCCAUUGGCAUGGGAGGUUCUUUCUCUUCCCUUCUUAAGAUUACUUUAGGACAGAGACCCUUUGCUGAACAAUGGAAAGGACUUUGACCUAUGCUUAAGCAUAGAACAGGAAUUUCUUUGAGUCUUGAUUGAUUUUAGAAUUGAUACAAUGGAGAUACUCCACCCUAUUCAGUCCUAAUAGGAUUGAGUAAGGGCUGCAGCCUAGAUCAAAAUUUAAUUAUUCCAAUCUCUACCAUACUCAAGUUAACAGGAUUUAGAAAGGGCUGGAACAAAGGAGUAAAGAUUUAAUCAUUUGAAAAAUAUGACCUUCAACAGACAUGUGCAAAAGCCAGAAACCUCUGGGCGGUCCUGGGUUAAGCUAGAGCCUCCAUUGACAGGGAAAUUGAUGAAGAGUGAUUGGUAGAUGUGAGGACUGAGGGGAGGCAACUUGGAUGGUGUCCUUAAAGAUAGGAGGGUCUGGAGACUCAGGGGAGAGGAUUGAGUUUUUGGUCGGUGUGGUUCCUGGGGUCUGAGGAAGCUUGCUCUGAAGGAAGCUGAAGGUGGGGGCCUCUGAGACUGUUUCUCCAUUUUGGACACGUGAGUAAUAGGGACUGAUCUCUUUUCUUUGCCCCAGCUAUCUAAGGGCUUGGGCCUUUUGGCCCAGCCUAAACAGAAGGGGUAUUUAAGCCCUAUUUCCCUUCUCUCCCCUUUCUCUCUCUAUAUAUAUCUCUAAUUCCUUUCUUGCUCCUAUUGUAAUUAAACUCCAAAAAAGGCUGACGGCUGACUUGAGUUUUUCAUUUAGGAAUUACAUAGCUGAUUCCUUGGCGACCUUAAAUUAAUAUAUAUCAGUCUUUUAAAGUGAUUCCCUUGUAACAUAAAGGCUAGGCAAUGGGGGUUAAGUAACUUGCCCAGGGUCACACAGCUGGGAAAUGUCUGAGGCCAGAUUUGAACCUAGGACCUCCCAUCUCUAGGCCUGGCUCUCAAUUCACUGAGCCACCCAGCUGCCCCCUAACUCAUCUUAAUCAAAGGACAGUGUCCUCCAUUUGACCUUAGUGAAUACCUUCAACGUCUCCCUCCAUGAAAGGUCGUCAAAAGGCAGAUCUUAGUGAAUAGGUGACCUUACCCAUGUAAUUAGUCUCAGAAAUUGUUUAAAAUAGUCAUCUUUUUUUCCUCUGCCUCCCUAAUCACCCCACAGUCACAAAUAUGAUGGCUCAAUCCUAUAAGUAAGGGUCAGAUACUAGAAGAGAAAGGGAAGUGGAACCAAGUCUAGCCAGGCAAUGUAAAGUUGGUUUGGUGUUAGCUACUGGUUGAAGAAACUUCCCUAAGAGUGAGCAGGAGCCUGAAGAGAAAGUGGAAAUCUCAGAAAAAUCUAACACUGAACUAGCAGGGGGCAGAGCUGAGGUAAAGAACUCCAAGUGUAACUCCAAACAAUGUUUGGGAAUGGAGUUGGUUGGCAACUCCUUCUAGGAGGUAUGCAGUUGUGUCCAGGAGGCUAGCACUAUGAGUGCCAGGAACUGUCCCUCUCUAGAGCAGGCCAGUCUCUGGUGCCUGCUUUUUGAUACUGAUAGUUCCCCAUGGAAUAACCUAGAAGGAUUUCUGCUCCCUUGGAUAGGGGAAAGAUUGGGGAAAAGGCACUUGGUGAUACCCAAAUGAUGGAGUAUUUACUUUUGUUUGCAUUCUUAUCUUUUCAGAUAAGAAUGGCAUCAUGUCACUUGCUGCUAAAUUCCUUUUCAACUUGUGCAAUUAAGGAAUAAAUUAUCCAAUUUCA
Monodelphis domestica (gray short-tailed opossum) is the source of this 7148-nucleotide messenger RNA. RefSeq names its product tissue alpha-L-fucosidase-like. Gene Ontology annotation, cellular component: lysosome. Gene Ontology annotation, biological process: fucose metabolic process; glycoside catabolic process. The record is from RefSeq and is a predicted model, not a curated record. Gene Ontology annotation, molecular function: alpha-L-fucosidase activity. Lineage: Eukaryota; Metazoa; Chordata; Mammalia; Didelphimorphia; Didelphidae.